Panonychus citri (citrus red mite) is the source of this 3482-nucleotide messenger RNA. RefSeq names its product ER degradation-enhancing alpha-mannosidase-like protein 3 (gene Edem2). Gene Ontology annotation, cellular component: membrane; endoplasmic reticulum. The transcript has 4 exons. Gene Ontology annotation, molecular function: mannosyl-oligosaccharide 1,2-alpha-mannosidase activity; calcium ion binding. The record is from RefSeq and is a predicted model, not a curated record. Gene Ontology annotation, biological process: mannose trimming involved in glycoprotein ERAD pathway; endoplasmic reticulum mannose trimming; carbohydrate metabolic process. NCBI's taxonomy places the organism in Eukaryota, Metazoa, Arthropoda, Arachnida, Trombidiformes, Tetranychidae. The coding region runs from base 263 to 3265 and encodes 1000 amino acids.
ACUGAAUGAUUCAGAUUCGGCUGAAAGUGAGUGUCCCUUUGAUGCGCAAUCAGAUGGCGAUUGUUAUGAAUUCCAAUGGAGUCAAAGGAGCUCAACUCAAAUCGGUUUUCUGCGCAGGGGAAAAGAAAAAUUCUCCCCACUGAGUCGAACUCGACUAAGAGCUUGUGACUCACUUGAAUGGCUCAACAAUCAUCAUCAUCGCUGUUUCUUUCAUUUGUUUACAAAUAAUCCAUUUUAAAUUAAGUGAAUUAAAUUAUUCACAAUGAUUUGGGAAAGACCGAGAUUAGAGUUUUUUAAUUUAUAUAAUCAACUAUUCAUUUUGAUCUCAUGUUAUAUGUGCCUGGUUCAAUGUAUGAGUCAACAAGAGAUGCAAUCACUCAGGGAUGAAGUCAAAGAAAUGUUUUACCAUGGGUAUAAUUCUUACAUGGAGAAAGCUUAUCCUGCUGAUGAAUUGAUGCCUCUCUCGUGUAGAGGAAGAUAUCGUAACUCUGAGCCCAAUCGAGGUGAUAUUGAUGAUGCCAUGGGCAAUUUUUCAUUAACCCUUGUGGAUACUUUGGAUACUCUUGUGAUAUUUAAUAAUAUCUCUGAAUUUGAGCGAGGAGUUGCCCUGCUCAUUCGAGAUUUAACUUUUGAUACUGAUGUUGUUGUCUCAGUAUUUGAGACCAAUAUACGAGUAUUAGGUGGUCUUCUUAGUGGACAUAUUUUCGCUAAUUACAUUAGAGAUCGUUGGAAAGAUCACCUACAAUGGUACAAAAAUGAACUUCUUUUAUUAGCUCAAGAUUUAGGUUAUCGUUUAUUACCUGCGUUUAAUACAUCGACUGGGAUACCACAUCCUAGGAUAAAUCUCAAGUUUGCAAUGAGAUCACCGCAAAUAAUUAAUGUCAGGGAGACUUGUACUUCUUGUGCAGGAACAAUGAUACUCGAAUUUGCAGCUUUAAGUCGAUUAACUGGUGAACCAAUUUUCGAGAUUGCUGCUCGAAAAGCAAUGGACUACUUAUGGAAUCAGCGACAUCGAUCAAGUGAUCUUGUUGGUACAGUGUUAAAUAUUCACAAUGGAGAUUGGGUUCGUCGUGAUUCUGGUGUUGGUGCUGGUAUUGAUUCAUAUUAUGAAUACCUUUUUAAAGGAUACAUUUUGUUAGGAGAUGAAACUUAUCUUCAACGGUUUAACCAACAUUAUAAGGGUAUAAUGAAAUACAUUAGUCAAGGUCCGCUGUUGGUUGACGUUCACAUGCACCGUCCAAAAAGUAAUGCAAAAAAUUUCAUGGACAGUUUGUUAGCUUUCUGGCCUGGAUUACAAGUUUUGAAAGGUGACAUUAAACCAGCAAUUGCGACACACGAGAUGUUAUAUCAUGUUGCCCAACGUCACAAUUUCUUAAUACCGGAAGCAUUUUCCAUCAAUGAUUUCGAAGCUCAUUGGAGUGGUCACUUUUUACGCCCUGAAUUCAUUGAGUCAACCUACUUUCUAUUCAAAGCAACCGGUGACCAUCAUUACCUUGAAGUAGGUAAACAAGUGAUGGAAGGUUUACAAAAAUACACACGAACCCAGUGUGGAUUUGCUGCAGUUAAAGAUGUUCGAACCCGUGCAAAAGAAGAUCGAAUGGAUUCUUUCUUCCUUACUGAAACUCUAAAAUAUCUUUACCUUUUAUUCGCCUCCAAAGAUGAUCUAAUUGUAGAUUUAGAUCAAUUUGUCUUCACAACAGAAGCACAUUUUCUACCUUUAUCUUUAUCAUCUAUGCAACUUGAUGGAGUAUCAAAAUGGUCUUCAGACAAAUCGGCUGAUUCCUCUUCCUCUUCUCAACCAUCACCACCGAUUUCAUCAAAUUUACUCUCACCUUCAGCUUCAUCUUUUUUGACCUUUGUCGAUGAAAAGAAAGAUGGAAGUUUGCAAUAUUUUCGUCAUUGUCCAAAUGUUAAGUAUUUAAUCAAAAAAGAUCGUAAAGUCGACUAUGUCCGUGACAUUCGUGAGACAUUAAAAGACUUCAUUUCUAACCGUCGUGAUGCUAGUUUAAAAUACUCUCGAUCAUCGAGUCAAUCGUCGUCAUCCUAUUCCUCAUCUUCCUCGACAACAUCUUCAUGUUCAUCAGAAUACAGUGAUAGUGUUGAUAUAAGUGAAAGACCUCUAAGUCUACAACCGCAAGAUUUUUCGGCCUCAAAUAAAGAGCAUCUUGAGCUUAUAAAGAAAAUAGGAAUAACUGUUGGUUUCACUUCUGAUGGUCGAAUUCAGUUAAUCCAUUCGGCCGCUACCGCUGAAAGUGUCGAUCGUGGUAUUGAAGGGGCACUUUUCAUGCAGGAAAUGGUUCGAUUAUCAAAACAACAAGUUAAUCAAUUCGUUUCAAAGCAUCAUUGGCUGCAAUUUAUUUCACCGACAACCGAUAAUCUUGUUACAUUUAAAUCUGGAAUAGCUCAAUUUGGCUCCCAGUUGAAAGAACCGAUAACCGGAUAUUUAUCGAUUGCCGAUCCAAUCAAAGCAUGUACAGAAUUAACACCCGAAUCUAAGUCAUCUUUACUUGGUAAAAUCGCAAUUGUUGAAAGAGGUGAAUGUACAUUCGUCCAAAAAGCUCGAGUUGUCCAAUCAGCAGGAGCAAUUGGUUGUAUAGUUAUCGAUGACCUGGUCGGUACAACCGAGGAAACAAUUCCAAUGUUUGCAAUGUCCGGUGAUGGUACUGAUGAUGUUAACAUUGCGGUCACUUUUCUCUAUCACCAACAAGGCCAUUCAUUGAUGUGGCUUCUUAAAAAGAACAGCGAUUUAAUAGUAAUUAUAAUGUCAUCCGCUUACGCUGACGAGCAUAACAAAGAUGAAACAAUUGGCAAUAAAAACACCGAUGAAUUAUCGUCAUCAUCAAACUCUGAUCAACGUGAUUCUGAUUCGCGAGUUGAAGGUUUCGCCGAAAUCACUGAUAUAACUCAACAGGUGAUUGGAAAUCCAAGUGAUGAUGAAGAUGAAGAGAAAACAUUGAAAGAUGUUAACAGUGUUGUAAAUAAUUUCCAUCAUGAUGUUACCUUAAAGUAUCAACAAUAUUUCCAAGAAAAUCUCAAUUCAAUCAUCGAAGCAUCAAUUUUACAAGACGUUCUUUCCUCCCUGCAAUCAUCACUGAACAUCAUGAAAACAGUUUUCUCUGAGAAACAACCUAAAAAACAACAACAAUUAGUCAAACAAUUUAAUGAUGAUAAUACUAGAAAAUAUUUAAGUCCCUCUCGUGAUAAAUUAACUUUUAACCAACUAAUUGAAAGCUAUUCAAUGUGUCCCAUGGAAUCAAGAAACUGACAUUGGUCAACAAUCAAAAGAAAUCAUGACAAAGACGAAAUUGAAUAAUUAUAUUGUGUAAAUUAAACUAAAAGGAAUAACAUCAAAAUCAUCACUACCAUCAAACACUAUUACAACUACUUUAACAAUUAACUUAAUUGUGAAACGCAAACAAAUAAUGUAUAUCAUCUUUUUUAUAUAUUAUGUUGAUUCAAAUAUAAAUUAUAUUUUCUCUUAA